GUGUCAGUAAACCUUCACAUCAUCGUCUCUCCUUCUUGGCCGGCACAGGUGGCUGGCCUCGUGCUCUGUAGUCGUCGCAUACCCACCAAACAUGAAGUUCAACCUUUUCCACAUCCUCGGCGACGUGUCGCACACGUCUUCCAAAAUCAUCCUAAUAUGGGCCAUUCAUUCAAAUAGCAGCGCGGAGGGUGUCUCCCUCAUCACCCAAGCCCUCUACGCGCUCGUCUUCGCCACACGAUAUCUCGAUAUAUUCACAUCAUCGGCAACACAGGAUGGCUGGCAUACGUGGAACUUCUCGCUCAAGAUAUUCUACACCCUCUCCUCGCUGUAUAUCAUCUUUUUGAUGACGAGCGUCUAUGCCCGCACACGAGAGCGGGAAAAGGCGUGGAAGUUUGGCAUGUACGGUCUGCUGGGCAGUGUCGUAGUAGCGCCAUUCUGGUAUCUUCUAUUCAAGCACUGGGUCAUAGGGCAUAGCACUUUUCUAAAGAUGCUGUGGGUCUUCUCUGAAAUCCUUGAAUCCGUCUGUGUAGUUCCGCAGCUCCUUCUCCUCCGCCAAACAACCGUCCCUACCGUCAUCGAUUCCUUCUACCUCGUUACGCUCGGUACAUACCGCUUCAUGUAUGUUCUAAACUGGAUUGUCCGCGGCGCCAAUGAGAAGAGCUAUGCAGAUCCGACGAGCUGGGUAUGGGGCUCCAUCCAAACAGCGCUGAUGAUUGACUUUGCAUGGGUAUACUGGACACGCCAGCGCGUCAAGCUCCGGCACGGUGGCGUCGUGGACUCAGAUGACCUGGGGCGUGGAUGGCUAGUAGGCCGCUUUGUGGGCCGAAAGAGCGUCGAUUUUGACUUUGAUCAAGAGGCUGCUGCUGGACAGAGCAACAACGUAGUACAGCCGAAGAAUAAGUGGGGGCGAAAUGGCAUUUCCGUCUCUGCAGAUGAGGGCGUGGACGGAGCGCCGAAGAGGAACGGAGCGUCGAGCAGACAUGUUGAUCCCGAGAGUCAGCCCUUGGCAGACCCUGCAGCGUUUGAGGACGAGAGCGAUGAUGACGCGCCGCCACCUGCUGUUGGUGGGGGUUCUGCAGGUGAACAUGAGAGCGGUGUAAGGGGAGACGAAUGGGAUGAUGAUAUAGAUGAAGAUGCAAGGGAGCACGAUGGUACGGCUAAGCCAGUCAAAUAAGGGUACGUAAAGUGUCAGCAUAUUCGCAGCAAGCCCAUUACGUUCAGCAUGUCGCCUAAGUCUGUCCUUAUCAUACCAUGUUCCCUGCAUGCCCUACAUCGUCCGGCUCGCUAUUCUUACCCUUCG
Messenger RNA from Cucurbitaria berberidis CBS 394.84, 1300 nucleotides. RefSeq lists its product as uncharacterized. Gene Ontology annotation, molecular function: ER lumen protein retrieval receptor activity. Gene Ontology annotation, biological process: protein retention in ER lumen; endoplasmic reticulum to Golgi vesicle-mediated transport. The transcript has 4 exons. Gene Ontology annotation, cellular component: cis-Golgi network; membrane; endoplasmic reticulum. The coding region runs from base 92 to 1174 and encodes 360 amino acids. Lineage: Eukaryota; Fungi; Ascomycota; Dothideomycetes; Pleosporales; Cucurbitariaceae. The record is from RefSeq and is a predicted model, not a curated record.